GAGAGUGAGAGGAGAGACUGAGAGCAACUGAUGGAGGAGGAGAGUGCAAGGUUUCGCAGGAGCAGUAAUAUCGAUUGAAGCGUCUAGUUUGAGGCACCACAAAGGGUGCUGGUUGGCAAGGCGAAAGCUCCCAUAAGCAGGCUGGCUGGCUGGCCGGGCGCGGGUCGCUUCCACUAAGAACGUCCGUCCCUUCGUUUGUCCUCGUUGCCGUUUUUACACCGUUUUGAAGAACCAUUCUGGCAAAAAAAAAAGAUAAAGGAAAAUAAAAAGGAAGGGAAAACAUCGUCGUCGUCGUCGUUUUUAAUAACGACGCUUUUUUAGAAGAAAUGAAAUCACGAGGAAGAAAUUUGAUGAUUUUUCAUCGGGCACUAAAUGAAGAGUUGAAAUUGAAAAAAAUUACCUCGUUACGCAUUCAUUUUGUCAAUAAUGAAGUUUAGAAGAAUGUGGAAAUUUACAAAUAUUGAUAAUAAUCAUGAAGAGAAGAAGAGAUCAUCAUCAUUGAUCGAGAGCAGAUAGUUCGAACAGUACAGAAGGUGUCGCCUUUCGAAACAAAACAAAAAAAAAAUUAUUAAUAAUAAUAAUAAAUUAGAGAAUGGAAGACUCAUCACCCAGGAUUCGUUCCUACAUUGACACCUGGGACAAUGAGGACAAGUACUCAGUGGCAAAUAGUCAAGCACCACUUCAGGGUGGCGACGAUGAUCAUCCGGAACGUGGAACAUGGACUGGAAAAUUUGACUUUCUUUUGUCACUUUUAGGCUACAGUGUUGGUCUUGGCAAUGUUUGGCGAUUUCCAUAUCUUUGUUAUUCGAAUGGAGGCGGUGCUUUUCUCAUUCCGUUCACCAUAAUGCUCAUCAUUGCCGGUCUGCCACUGAUGUUCAUGGAACUCUCUCUAGGUCAAUAUGCAAGUCUGGGUCCAGUGGCAGCUUACAAACGAUUUUGUCCAUUACUUCGUGGUCUUGGUUAUGGAAUGGUUCUUGUAAGUUCCAUAGUGAUGCUGUAUUAUAAUCUAAUCAUCGCUUGGACACUUUACUACAUGUUCGCAUCCGUAGCGGGUGGGGGUGAAUUGCCUUGGAGCAAGUGUGACCCAGCGUGGAGUACAGAAGAUUGUGUUACUCCGGAAGUAUCUGACGCAUGCCUAGAACAGAAUUUGUCAUAUUACAAGAACGAAUGCCUAAAUUCGACCCAACUUGCUUCUAUAAAUCUUACAAUUGAAGAUGUCGCCGCCUUCAUUAGAAAACCACCUGCCGAGGAAUAUUUCAAUAAUCACGUGCUGAACAUGAGUCGAGGAAUCGAGGAAACGGGACCCGUGAAUCCGAAGAUGGCAGCCUGCCUUUUAUUAGCCUGGAUUAUCGUCUUUCUCUGCCUUAGUAAAGGAGUUCAGAGUUCGGGAAAAGUUGUAUACUUUACUGCUCUCUUCCCCUACGUAGUGCUGAUCGCCUUGUUCAUCCGAGGAAUACUGCUUCCUGGCGCUGACGAAGGAAUUCUAUUCUACCUGACACCAGAUUGGCGAAGAUUAUCAUCAGCAAAAGUUUGGGGCGAUGCUGCAGUACAAAUAUUCUUCGCCUUGAGUCCAGCGUGGGGUGGUCUCAUCACCUUGAGUUCGUAUAAUAAAUUCUCCAACAAUUGCUACAAGGACUCAUUGAUUGUCGCCGUCAGUAACAUUGGCACCUCGUUUUUUGCCGGUUUGGUCAUCUUCUCUGUCAUUGGCUUCCUGGCACACGAACUCAAUGUUCCGGUUGCUAAAGUCGUCGAUCAAGGAGCCGGAUUAGCCUUCAUUGUAUAUCCAGAGGUUGUUGCGAGGUUACCAGUCGCUCCGGUUUGGUCACUUUUGUUUUUCGUGAUGCUCCUCACGUUGGGACUUGACUCGCAAUUCGCUCUGAUGGAAACUGUGACAACGGCAAUUCUGGAUGGAAUUCCAUCGUUGAGGAAUUAUAAAUUCUGGGUUGUAUUGGGAGCUGCUGUUGUUGGUUACGCUGGCGGCAUUAUCUUCACAACCAGAGCCGGGAUGUACUGGCUGCAGCUUAUGGACAAGUACGCGGCGAAUUGGUCAGUCCUUCUGAUUGCAAUUACGGAGUGUAUUUUGGUUGCGUGGAUUUAUGGUGCGGAUCGUUUUCUCGACGACGUGCAGCAGAUGAUUGGAGUCCGCUGCAGACUUUGGCGAUUCUUCUGGACGUGGAUGUGGAAAGUGGUGACGCCAGCCGCACUUUUCUUCAUCCUCUUCUUUAAUUGGGUGGAAUACGAACCACUUAAAUAUGGCACUUAUGUUUAUCCCCGAUGGGCGGACGCCGUUGGCUGGGUCGUCGGAAUGUUGCCCGUCCUCGUCAUUGUUGGCAUGGCUCUUAUCCAGUUGAGGAAACGACGUCGAAAACCGACCUACGACGACGACGACGAUUACGAUGAUGAUUAUCUGAACGCCGGUGGUUCGCAGAGAGUUGGACGAAAGGGGAUUGACGAAAGUGUCUGGUGUCGAGCUCGAAUGCUCCUGCAGCCAACACUCGACUGGGGUCCAGCUUCUCGGAAUCAUUUGACACCCUCGAGAACAAUGACCUACUCCCAAUCUCCCGUGGGUGGUCCAUUGGGAUACGAAUCGGUACGUGACACAAUAGUUUUGGUGAACGGGCAACCAAUGACAGUACAACCGGCCAAUUCAAUGGGAUCAUCGCAAAAAUUACCGGGUCCGUCAAUUCUCAAGAAUUCAAGUAAAACGGAUCUCAUUACAUCGCAACAGGUUUGACCCAACAUUUCUUUAUAUUCUGACGAUUCAUCAUGAAAAUCGUCAAUCGAGAUUCUUUCAUCGGGAUGCGCGAAGACGACGAAAUUAGAUAAGAAAAAUUCAAAAUCCACAUAUUCUGAUGACGAUAUUCAAAAAUUAUGGGAAUACAAUCGAGAGUUCAUCAUCAAUAAUAAUAAUAAUAAUGGUGAGACUAAACGGAAAGGAGUGACGUUCGCUCCUCUCAAAUACACGGAAAUUGUUUGAAAAAGUUUUCAGUCACAGCUAGAUAAGAACAAAAAAAAAACGUUUUCCUAUUAUAAAUUAAUAAAAAAAAAAGAAAUUCAAGCCUAAUGAGGAUCGUGACUUUUAUCCACUUUCGCAAUGAAGUGAACUCGUUUUAUCUUCCUCGCAAAAAAAAAAAUAAGCCAAUUGUUGAAAAAUAUAUUUUCUAUAAAUCGCAAUCCAUCUUUUACGACAGUGAUUAUUUUCCUUUCUUUUUUAUGACAAAUAUAUCUUUCUUGAAGGAGGGAAAUUUUAUUUUUUUCCAUCAUCGUCAAGAUGAUUUAAUUUUACAUUUUCUUUUUUUCAUUUAAGAGGAAAAUUUGUCAAAGAAAUAAUUGAAAAUAAUUUUUCAGCUUGUAUAAAAAAAGCGUCGUGUGUAAGUAUUGUGAUUUAUAAAUUCCCCCUUUUCCUUGAACAAAAAAAAAAAAAUGAAAAAAGUGUGAAUGAUUCGAUGAGAGAAGUUAGUUAAAUAUUGACAAAAAAAAUGUAGUUAUUAGCAAUGAAAAAAAAAAUUUUGCCAUUUGUCCAGGUGUCGCUCUAUAGAUAAAUAAUAAUUCAAAAAGUAGGUUUUUAUUGGUGUAAGUAAGGAAAAUGCGAUUUCAAAAAAAAAGCUGAGUAUAUUUUAGAAAAAGUGUACUUUAGGCUUUAUAGUUCAAACUGUAUAGAAAAUACUAUUGAGAAUCGAGGAUUAUUCACGUUCACGUAAAUCGUCUGUCAUUUUUAAAAAAAAAUAUUUCUAAGAAAUUUUGUGCAGUUGUCGGGGCGCUGAAGUUGAGAAUACUCCGCGCGCCGAGGAGUGGGGAUAGCGUGGGGGCGGAGCCAGUGCGCGCGCAUCCCCCACUCCUCCGCGUCGAGGAUUCUCAACCGAAACUUCAAAAGAAAACCCGCUAAAUUCAAAUUAAACUAAAAAUUUACUUUUUCGAAAAUAAAAUUAGAAUCUACAAUUUAUAUUGAAAAUAAAAAAACUGAUGUUUUACGUGAAUUUGCAAGUCGACAUUUCCACUGUUUUACAAUAAAAAAAAAUAGAGGCACAACUAAUCGUCGAAUGCAGGCCUAAAAAAAUUUUUAAACAAUAAUUCCAAAAUGAAUUUAUCCAGUGGACUUAAAAUUAGUAUUAAAAAAAAUCAAGCUAGAAAUGAAUUUUUUUAUCUUUUACAAUUUUUUUGUAAAAAAAAUUUUUUUUUUUAAAAUGUCUUUUGAUACUCUCGUUUAAGUUAUUUUUCUUUUAAAGAAUGAUACACACUGAGGCGAUGAUCUUCAGUGGAAAUGUCUUCUCAAAAAAAAAAAAAAAGAAAUGAGAAAGUUUUUGGUCUCUCGAUGGAAAAGGUGAAAAAAAAAAUAUAUUUAUUAAUGAAAAACUUUUUUAAAACAAAUGAUGAGACCUGGAUUUUUCUCAUACAAAUUUUUUUAUUCCCUUAGACAAUAAAAUUAACACUUUUUAAAGAAAAAUGAAUCAUCAUAAAAAAAACUAUCGUUGUUUCAAAGAAAUAACAUUUUAAUAUUGUUGCUUUUCUCUAUAAUAUAUUGUUGUUCCAAAGUCGUUGUUUGGAAAGGAAAAAAAUUGUUGUUUCAAAAAAAUUAGUUACGUCAAAUUAAAAUUUCUCACUUAUUCAUUUCUAAUUUAUUAUUAAUUUAAUAGUUAUUAAUUUAUUAAUUGUUAAUUUAGUAAUUUAUUAAUUGUUAACUUAUGAAUUAAUUUAAUUAAUUUUUUAAUAUAAUUUUGGGAAAAUUAGUAAAAUUGUAAAAUCCGAGUAAAUUAUAGUAAAAGUGAGGAUCCGAGUUGAGAACAGUGGCCGCGUUCGGUGGAGGGGGAAGGCGAGUAGUGGGGCUUCCCACUCCAUACUACCCCCACUCCUAAACGCCGCACAGUGUUCUCAACUUGUUUUCUUCGUUUUCUUAAAACUUUAUCUAUUUUUUUUUUGCUUUAAGAACAUUUCUCACGUAACAAAUUAAAUUGACACAACAAUUUUUGAGAAAUACACGAAAGAAAAAUAAUUGCAGAUGAAUGAAAUUUUUCCAUCGAAAUGACAGAAAAGAAAAUUCUCGUCUGAAAAAAUAAUAAUCAAUAGGGCUGUGUCUUUGGCUAUAUAGAGUUCGUGAAUCUCGUUACGAGGCGGGAAAAAGAAUCAAACAUUUACGCGCACGAUAAGAGUCAAUAAAAAAAAAAAAAAACA
This is a messenger RNA of Leptopilina heterotoma, 5169 nucleotides long. Its product is annotated as sodium- and chloride-dependent glycine transporter 1-like. Gene Ontology annotation, cellular component: membrane. The record is from RefSeq and is a predicted model, not a curated record. NCBI's taxonomy places the organism in Eukaryota, Metazoa, Arthropoda, Insecta, Hymenoptera, Figitidae. The transcript has 11 exons. Gene Ontology annotation, biological process: sodium ion transmembrane transport. The coding region runs from base 593 to 2734 and encodes 713 amino acids.